GGUGUAAACAACGCGCGCGCGCGCUUGUAUGUCACCUACACACAAUCUCUCCGCGGAGAGUAGACACUUGUCGUCACGUAUAGAGGAUACAUAUAUAUUAACGUACGUGACGGAUUGUUGAGGCGGCUCGAAUCAGAUGCACGCGAGCCUCGCGCACACGUAUAUACUUAUUAUAUAUAUAUGCGCUCUCGCGAGAGUGAGUGGCACACACGACAUUAUCGCGCAGUGCUGUGUGUCACGAGAAAAUUUUCCUGCUUCUUUUCAUUCGGGCUGCCGCCGUCCCUCGGUCAAGAUCGUGUCGCAGUCUUUUCGCGCUCUUCGUAAUCUAUACUUAGUUCUUUACGAAAUUUAGAUAGGCAGAAUAAUUGUACAUAUAUAGGGCAUAUAAGGCAGCCAGCCGUUAUUUACUCUCUGCGCGCGGUAGGUAUAGGUAUAUCCGCGAAAGUGAGAGGGAGAUAAUAGCGCGCGCGACUCUUCACGGUAUAGUAUAGGUAUAUAUAGAGAGUGUUGUUGGCGGCGCAGAUAUCGCGAGAAAGGAGAGCAGACCGCGAAGAAAGAGACGGCAGAGCCCGACAAUAUAUAGUUCAUAUCUGUAGUGUGUGUCACAGAUUACAGUAGUACCUAUACCUAUACACUCGUACAUAAGUUGUAUAGUGGGGAGUGUGCUAUAGACAAGGACAAGACGAAGGCGAGAGUGGUCCGCCCGUCGAGAGAGAAAGAGUAAGAGAGAGAGAGAGAGAGAGAGGGCGAAUCGAAUCGCGAGUUCGGGUGUAAAAUGGUGGUCGGCCGCCGCGAGUGCUGCGACUCGGCCGCUCAUGUAUACGUGGAACACUAACCCGCACACCGUAAGCGACAGUAGCAGCAGCAGCAGUAGCAGCAGCAGCAGUAUCAGGAGUUCGAGCAUCAGCGGUAAGGCCUCGACCAGCUGUAGCUGCAGGCGGGCAAGUGGCGAUCAGACGACGGCAACAACGACACCAGGAGCAGCAGCCUCAGCAGCAGCAGCAGCUCAACUCGGAGCCGGAGGAGGAGCAGACGACGGCAGCAGCGGCGGCGGCAGCGAGGACGAGGAGGAGCACCUGGUGCUGGCCGCGGCUCCGCCAGCUGCGACUCCAUAGACGACGUUGCGCAGCAGCGCGACGUUGCGCCGCUGCAGCAGCCGGAGCAGUUGCCACAACGAGGCCCGCAACGGCGAAUUUGCGAGCCGCUGGCCAUCAGCACAGCGUAGACCAACAGCAGCCGAGGCUGCUCGGCCUCGUCAGGAGGCAGUCCGAGCCGGUGGCCGCGCUCGGCCCGAUUGCCAGGAUGGCCCAGACCGAGGUCAAGCUGCAGCAUGGUGGCAAGAAGGGAUGGUUGUUCAAGUGGACCAACUAUCUUAAAGGUUACCAGCGGAGAUGGUUCGUUCUAUCGGACGGACUGCUAUCCUACUACAGGGCUGAACCGACAGGGGGGCCAAAGAUAUCGACACGACGCAAGCGGAGGGCUGGCAGAGCCUCCGAGAAUCCUGGUGAAAUGUCUCACACCUGUCGAGGCACAAUAUCAUUACACGGGGCCUUAAUACACACAGUGGAUGCCUGCACCUUUGUGGUGAGCAAUGGAGGGACACAGACUUUUCACAUAAAAGCAGCCACUGAGGUUGAACGACAAGAAUGGGUCACAGCACUCGAACUGUCCAAAGCCAAGGCCAUCCAAGCUAUGGAGUCUGAAGAAGAGGAGGAUGAGUACCAAGACAACGACAAUCAAAAGGGCGAACACGUUUCGACGAUCAAGGACCUGACCGAGAGGCUUGAGACGCUGCAGAAGUGGAAUGACAUUUUGACGAAGAGAGGAACGAUACUUCAGCGGGCUCUCAACGAUCUGGAGUCGCUCGAGACGAUUUCCCCGGAUCUGUCGACCAAGAUUAAGACCGUCAACGAGAAAGCUACCCAGUUCAAAAUCGCCGCCAAUGCCAUGAUAAAAUCGAGCGACGAGUACCUACAGCUGGCUCAGCAACAGGAGCCCAAAUGGAAGAAGAUGCUGCAGCAUGAACGGGACCAAAAGGUCCGGAUAGAAAAGAUGGUGGAGCAACUCGCACGACAGCACUCGCAUCUCGAGGAGGCAGCGCAACACGCGCUGCCAGCCGCUGGACAGGCGCACAGACAGAGCCACGCAGUGGUUAACACGUCGCCGAGCGAGGACGACGAGGACAACGUCGAGUUCUACGAUGCCCAGGAAUCGGACACGUUCACCCUGAGUGUACCAGGCGAAGAGGGCAUCGACUCGCUGGAGCGAGCCGAGCGCGAGCGCACUGACUCCCAGGGCAGCGAUGAUGGUUCGAGCUCCGAAGGUGAUCCGACACCUCUCUCCAGUGCCGACCCGACUCGCUCGGACUCCUACCUUAUUGUGACCGAGAACAACACGACCCAACAGUCAGCUGCCAGUCUCACCGAAGUCGACAGCGUACGCCAGAAAGCUCCAUUCUCCCCUACAUACAUACAUGGAGAGAAAAUGACGGCUUGGCAGUCGAACAAUGGCAGCAGCGGCGUGUCCGGGAUGAACGCCGGGGGUGGCCAGUCCGGCACCGUGUCGAAGCGGAAGCGUAGGACUCGCGUACCCGACAAGCCCAACUAUCCGUUGAACCUUUGGAGCAUAAUGAAAAACUGCAUCGGCAAGGAGUUAUCCAAGAUUCCGAUGCCUGUCAACUUCUCCGAGCCGCUCAGUAUGCUCCAGCGGCUCACAGAGGACUACGAAUACGCGGAGAUCCUCGAUAGAGCGGCCGAGUGCACGGAUAGCUACGAGCAAAUGGCCUACGUCGCGGCGUUCACGGUAUCCAGCUACUCGACCACGGCUUCACGGACUGGCAAACCCUUUAAUCCACUGCUCGGCGAGACGUACGAAUGCGACCGUACAGAUGACUUGGGCUGGCGCGCCGUAUCCGAGCAAGUCAGCCAUCACCCGCCAAUGGUGGCACAGUUCUGUGAGGGUAGAAACUGGCGCUGCUGGCAAGAGUUUACUAUGGCCUCAAAAUUCCGCGGAAAGUAUCUCCAGGUAAUUCCUCUGGGCACAGCUCAUUUAGAGUUUAACAGUGGUCAGCAUCACUACACGUGGCGCAAGGUCACGACAACGGUGCAUAACAUAAUCGUAGGAAAGCUGUGGGUUGACCAGAGUGGCGACAUGGACAUUGUAAAUCACAAGCAGGGAAUCAAGUGCCAUCUCAAGUACAUACCCUACUCGUACUUCUCGCGAGACAGCCAACGUAAGGUCAAGGGUGUGGUGAUGAACUCUAGCAAGGAGGUCAAAUGGGUUGUGCAAGGCAACUGGGAUUCCAAGAUCGAGAUCGCGCCGGUUAUCAGUACUUCUGGGACACCUGACAAUCCGGUCUACAAGACUGGACCAUAUAAUUGCGCCUGGAAGCGGCGUCUGCCUCCAGAUGACUGCGAAAAGUACUAUAACUUUACGGAAUUGGCCUGUCAACUGAAUGAGCCGGAGGAAGGUGUGGCUCCAACGGACUCGCGUCUCAGACCCGAUCAAAGAUUAAUGGAGAACGGAUUGUGGGAUGAAGCUAAUGCCGAGAAGCUACGGUUAGAAGAAAAGCAAAGGUCCGUCAGAAGGGCGCGUGAAAAUGAUGCCGAAAAGUCGGCUUCGCAAGGUUUACCUUAUUCCGCAUACGAGCCAUUGUGGUUCAAGAAGCAAGAGGAUCCGUACACGGAUAGCCUUUGUCAUAUGUACAAUGGCGAAUACUGGGACUGCAAGAACAAGCAGGAUUGGUCGCGGUGUCCGAACAUUUUUUAGUUUUCCUAUGAUUAAUAAUCUACAUGUGAACGUGAAUUAAUUAGCAUCUCUGUCAUUUCGUUUAUCAACUCUCGAUCGACGAAAAUUUUAAUGAACGAAAAUUAUUGUAUCGAGAGAAUGAUGAGAUAGAGAGCUUGAACGGGGUUAAACACUGCUUUUAAUCAAAGGCGAGUCAAUAAUGGGCUAAUUCUUCCAAAGUUUAUAUAAAAAGAUGUGAAAAAUAAGAUAAUUAGGACAUUCUCAUCUAUACACUAUAAUAUUGAAAAAUACUUACACACGAAGCUUCGAUGUUGUUUUUUGUACAAUAACCGAAAAUAUUCUUUUCCACUUGCCAAGACUCAUCUCUUUUGUUACGAUUCUUUAUUUCCUGCAAACGGACAAGCUAAUGCUGAAGCGUACUUUUUACACGCUUUAGUAGCGAUUAUUUUUAAAAAUAUAACAAAAUAUAAGGAAGCCUACUUGAUUGCGCCAAGUGCGAAAGAUUUAUUUUUAUAGUAGAUAAAAAAUAACUUUACGCUGCAAGAUUCUACGAUAUUAUCGAAAAACGCGCACGCUAAUUUCGAAGUACGAUUCUCUUUUAUGCGCUUUCUUAUUUAUAAACUUACCAGUGCGCCUCCUACAAAAAGACCUUUGCGAUCCAUAUCAACCUUGGAUAGUAAGAACGCAUUCAAACAAAAAUAAAAAGUAGCUAUAAAUGUAUCGCUGCGAGAAUCAUUGUACAGGAUGUUAAUGAUAUCGGGGAUAAUUCUAUGAAUAAUUAGCGUUCGAUUUUUAAAACCGCGCCGAUAAUAUUGCUGCUCUGCUAUUGGAAUUAGAAGCUAUAGUGCUUUGACUUUACUUUAGAACAAAUUAUUGUUUCUGUUCAAAUUAAUAAAUUAUCGCUCGAAUAGUUAUCGUCAUACAAGUGCCGUUUUUCAUAAACAUGCUUAAAAAAUGAUUUAUUUGUAUAUUAUGUACAAAAAAAAAACAUUGUUAUUAACUUACUUUUGAUAAAUUUAUAAUCAUUAUUAAAAAAAGAACGAGUUACUAAAGAUUAUAGAUUUAUUUUUACAGCGACGAUCGUUUAAGGAAGUUGCCAAUCUUUAAACUCCGCAGCUUUUUUAUUCAAAAUUUGUAGUGUGAUUUUUAUGGAAAGGAACCUUUUAUAUUGUAUAAAAUCAUUCAAACAUUUUAUUAGAUUUUUAUAUGAAUACUUUAUUUUCUACUGCAAAGUCAGAGUCUUUCCAUUCUUAUUCCAAAAACAGGUUGGUUAAAAUAUAAACGUUAUAAAUAAAGAAAAAAAAACUAUACUAAACGGUGGAUGAGCUUCCAAACUCUUUGUUUAGGAAAGCUUUUUGAGCUUUAUAAUAAAUUACUGAGAAUUUUUUCCUGUCCAUAAAAUACAUUUGUUAAUACAUAAUAUAUAUAUAAAAGUCUUGCGAUUUAUAAAUAUAUAUAUAAUAUAAUAAACACGUACGUUUAUAUUAUAUAAACAAACACAUUAUAUAUCAAGAAAUUUAUAAGUCUAUGAAGAUUGUUUCGCUGAGCUACAAAAAUGAAUAAAUCAGAACGUGAAUUAUAAUCUAGGUAAACACGAUGCAUGUCAAAGGCUCGUUAAAAAAAAAGUACACUGCACAUACUAGAUCAAUAAUUGUUUGCGGACGAAUCAAUCUAUUUGCAAGGCAACAUUUACAAAAUACACCAAUUGUUAUAUUAUAUCUCAGGCUGUAUUAUAAUUUUAAUAGUCGAUAAGAAUUUAAAGAUUAUAUCUGUACACAUAACAUAGAUAUGAAAUUAUUAUACAUAAUAUAAUAAAAAUAUAAUAUAAUUUUAAAGAUUUCAGUUGUGGGUAGGCGAAAGCAACAAAAAAAUUUUUGAAAAAUUUAAAAACGCUUGUACAUUAUAGCUACGGUUUGUUCAAUGAAAAAAGGAUGCAUUUUUUCUAAGUGUGAAUAUUAUUUCAGCGUAAUGUAAACGGCAAAAUGCGCGGUAUGCUAAAACAACACGAACAACAAAAGAAAACGAAUUCACAGAAUACAUAAGGAACUCUUGCUCGGAACAUUGCUAGAUACGAUGUUUGUGCAGCGAAGAUAAGGUAAUAUUGUGUACGUUACUCGCAAAAAGCAAUUACUACGUCGAGAGUUCCUAACAUAUAAAGUAAUACCGUAACCGCUGAUCUGUAGUGCCUGUCAUUUUAUAUUAACGAAAUAACAGAUUUAAUGACAGAGAGAAAAUAUCAUUUAUUGAGAUACUGUAAGUAUUGUAAUAUAUCCAUUGAUUUUUCCAAUGUAAACAUGAAAGAACGAAAGAGUGAGAAAGAAAGAGUGCGCGCGAGAGCGGGAGAGAAUGAAAGUGAAGAAAGAAUAAAAUUUAAGUUGAAUCAAUUUAAGUUAGAAACGCGAUCGAUGAAGUUGAAUAUCUAUUCGCGAUAUGGCGAGAAUAGAUGAAUUAUCGAUCAUAACUCGACUUUUAUUUUAAUACACGAUGGCGAUAAAAAACGAAAACUUGAAUGGAUUAGUUUGUAUAGAACGAAGUGGAAAGUGUAUGCAGAAAAUAAAGAUUUAAAAUCGUCAGUCUAA
This is a messenger RNA of Nasonia vitripennis (jewel wasp), 6326 nucleotides long. It is a transcript of the gene Osbp, whose product is annotated as oxysterol-binding protein 1. The coding region runs from base 1303 to 3768 and encodes 821 amino acids. Gene Ontology annotation, cellular component: intracellular membrane-bounded organelle; membrane; cytosol. NCBI's taxonomy places the organism in Eukaryota, Metazoa, Arthropoda, Insecta, Hymenoptera, Pteromalidae. Gene Ontology annotation, molecular function: sterol binding. The transcript has 12 exons. The record is from RefSeq and is a predicted model, not a curated record.